Suillus plorans is the source of this 940-nucleotide messenger RNA. RefSeq lists its product as uncharacterized. The record is from RefSeq and is a predicted model, not a curated record. The coding region runs from base 466 to 642 and encodes 58 amino acids. Lineage: Eukaryota; Fungi; Basidiomycota; Agaricomycetes; Boletales; Suillaceae. The transcript has a single exon.
GCAUACAACGCCCACUGUCUCAUUUUGUUGAAACUUGAGAACGUCGACCUCUUCCUGUUUGCAGACUGAGGUUUGUCGUAUCGAUGAUGCUAGACAUACACUUUCGACUCGAAGGCAGACAAUCGGAACCAUCUUGAUCGUCUACUCAAGGCUUUCAGGAUCAAACAUUGUCAUCAAGCUCUCCGUUCAUUGUCCUUCGUCGCCUGGUUUACUUUUUUUUUUUUUUUGCUUUGUGUCGCUUCAGGAAGCUUACAUGGUCAUGGCUUACUGUGAUAUGGGCGGGAAUCAUGCCUGGAGGAUAUCUUUAUCUGUUCUUACCCGCCGACGCUUUCGGUUGUAAUCAGAGCUCGACAGACGAUGAAGACACAUGUUGCCCCGUCUUUCGUGGACAAAGAACAACGCUACUAUCAAUCAGGUAUCCUUGAAACAUAGCGUGUUGAGCAACCUUACAAUUCAGGUUUCACUAUGGGAGACAAACGACUCACGCUACUUGGCAUAGAGGACGAUACUCCGCACGCCGAGUCCGCAUUAUCAUCGGCGUAUCAAACUGCCGUCGGCGAUGAGGAGACGCCCGACAAGAUCAUUCACCUCGCAGUUAGUCUUCGGUUUUGCAGUUGUGAGAGGGUCGUUGGCACGUUGUAAUCGACGAUCCUGAAACAACAUGUUAUAGAAGCUUCCUACGAGAAGAUGUUCGAGAAUUUGGAGGGUGAUCGUGUCAUAGUGAACUGUACGACGGCGGCCUCGCGGACACUUAAACUGUUGAACAUGCUACGUGCACCCUGAAGAAAGUGCCGCUCGAUCGAGCAGAGGAUGGUUUUCAUUCAUAUUACCAGUGUGUAUGAUCCAGCUGCGCCUGCAUAGGACCGCAAGCUGGUUCCCUUUCGUUAACAAGUGCUUAAUUUAAAUUGCUCUUGUACUGUGUUUUGUUUGAGAAAAGGCC